UCCCGGCGGUGACUGCAGAUCAGCAUUCACUGUGAAGCUCACAAGGUUUUCCCUCCUGUUCCUUCACCUUAUUUGAUCCUCAUCAGGAAUAAACUACCCUGGUCGAAGGUCCUGUCAGCAGCAGCAGCAGCAGUUUCUCCCCCUCUUCCUCCUCCUCCUCCUGCAGCCACCAUGAAAAUAGCAUCUUUUAACAUCCAGAAGUUUGGAAAAAGCAAAGUGUCAGACCCAGAUGUCCUGAAUAUCCUGAUUAAGAUCGUGUCUCGAUAUGACAUCAUUUUGAUCCUGGAGGUGGUGGACGUCAGCGGAGAGUCUGUAGAAACCUUCCUCACAAACCUCAACAAAUGCAACAGGACGCAUCACUACACUCUGAAGAUCAGCACCCGUCUGGGCCGAACGCGCUACAAGGAGCAGUUCAUGUUCCUGUACAGGGAUGACAUGGUUGACUUGGUGGGCUCCUAUCAGUUUGAUGACCUGGAGACUGAAGGAGGAGAUGUUUUCGCUAGAGACCCUUACAUCCUGCGAUUCAGAUGCCUCAAUACAGUGCUGAAAGACCUAGUGAUGAUCCCAGUUCACACCAAACCAGAGGACUCGGAGAAGGAGCUGGAUGAGCUCUACGAUGUCUUCCAGCACGUCAAGGAGAAGUGGAGGACUGAUAACGUGAUGAUCCUGGGCGACUUCAAUGCAGACGGCUUGUACGUCUCCAGAAAGGAAAUGAAGGACAUCCGUAUCCGUAGCGACACAAACUUCCACUGGCUAAUUGGAGAUGAUGUCGACACCACGGCGAGCAACCGAAACGACCACACAUACGACAGGAUCGUGGUUUACGGAGACGACAUGCUCCAGGCUGUGGUACCCAACUCUGCCAAACCCUUCAACUUCCAGAAGGAGUAUAGACUCAGUGAGGAGAAGGCUCUGAAAGUGAGCGACCAUUACCCUGUGGAGGUGGAACUCAAGUCCAUGAGUAAGAUAACACAUGAAGAGGAUGGUCUUGAUGAGCAGCAGCAUGAGUUGGACCCGCGGCGGCUUGUGGCUGUGGACGAGGAUCUGCUGGAGCUGAAGAGAGGAAACCUGCUGCUGGAGAGGGAGAAGCUCAGCCUGGAGAUCCAGAUCCUCCGGGCGAAGAUGGCCAAGCUGAAUCGUGGAGAUGAAGCUUAAAUUCAGGAGGCUGGAUCCAUCCCAAACACCCGACAGAACAAUAACCUAACAACCCACAUCGACAGAACCACUCUGUAUUGUUCAAUUUAACCGUCACACGCUGCAGAUGUUCUGGGUGUUCAUCAGCUACUGCAGAUGUUCUGGUGUUCACAGUGUGCUGCAGAUGUUCUGGUGUUCACCAGUGUGCUGCAGAUGUUCUGGUGUUCACCACUGUACCUCAAGCAUCAUCCUGGAUUGCUGCUCAUAUUUGAUUUCUGGAUGACUGCUCAUUUGACACUUGUCAGUUUUUUGACUUUUGACUGAAUCAAACUGUCCGUCUUGCUUCCUCCACACUGCGCGCAAGGUGAAAUAAAUUUUGAUAAAUGGCUCA
Molecule: messenger RNA, 1525 nt
Organism: Chelmon rostratus (copperband butterflyfish)
Lineage: Eukaryota; Metazoa; Chordata; Actinopteri; Chaetodontiformes; Chaetodontidae
Product: deoxyribonuclease gamma-like
Exons: 10
Coding region: 172-1155 (327 amino acids)
Biological process (GO): DNA catabolic process
Cellular component (GO): nucleus
Molecular function (GO): DNA nuclease activity
Source: RefSeq, a predicted model, not a curated record